Molecule: messenger RNA, 3414 nt
Organism: Neopelma chrysocephalum (saffron-crested tyrant-manakin)
Lineage: Eukaryota; Metazoa; Chordata; Aves; Passeriformes; Pipridae
Gene: SLCO3A1
Product: solute carrier organic anion transporter family member 3A1
Exons: 10
Coding region: 113-2236 (707 amino acids)
Biological process (GO): sodium-independent organic anion transport; prostaglandin transport; transmembrane transport
Cellular component (GO): membrane
Molecular function (GO): protein binding
Source: RefSeq, a predicted model, not a curated record
CCGCUGUGAUUGGCACCCCGAGGAGGAGGAGGAGGAGGAGGAGGAGGAGGAAGGCGCGGAGCAGCCGCGGGGCCCGCCAUCCCGCGGCGGCGGAGCGGCGGCGCCCGGGAGGAUGCCGGGGAAGCGGGGCUCGGCGGGCGGCGGCGGCACCGAGCUCCCGGGGGCCGGCGCGCCGCGGCAGCGCAGGCGGCGGAGGAAGGUCUCCUGCUUCUCUAGCAUCCAGCUCUUCCUGGUGUCCGAGUGCGCACUGAUGCUGGCCCAGGGCACGGUGGGAGCCUACCUGGUGAGUGUUUUAACCACCUUGGAGCGGCGAUUCAACCUUCAGAGUGCUGACGUGGGCGUCAUUGCCAGCAGCUUCGAGAUUGGCAACCUGGCCCUCAUCCUCUUCGUGAGCUACUUUGGAGCCCGAGGACACCGGCCACGCUUAAUAGGAUGUGGAGGGAUAGUCAUGGCCUUGGGCGCCCUCCUUUCUGCGUUGCCUGAAUUUCUGACCCACCAGUAUGAAUAUGAGUCAGGAGAAAUACGCUGGGGGGCUGAAGGGAGGGAUGUGUGUGCUGUCAACGGGUCCUCCAGCGAUGAGGGACCAGACCCGGACCUUAUCUGCAGGAAUAGAACUGCUACCAACAUGAUGUACUUGCUGCUCAUUGGAGCACAGGUCCUCCUGGGCAUUGGUGCUACCCCUGUCCAGCCCCUGGGAGUUUCCUACAUCGACGACCACGUGAGGCGGAAAGAUUCCUCCCUGUACAUAGGGAUCCUGUUUACGAUGCUGGUAUUUGGACCAGCCUGUGGAUUUAUCUUGGGCUCCUUCUGUACCAAAAUCUAUGUGGAUGCUGUCUUCAUUGACACAAGUAAGCUGGACAUAACCCCGGACGACCCUCGGUGGAUCGGUGCGUGGUGGGGAGGCUUCCUGCUGUGUGGUGCCUUACUCUUCUUCUCGUCCCUGCCGAUGUUCGGGUUCCCGCAGUCGCUGCCCCCACGGCCGGAGCACGCCGGGGAGAGCGAGCAGGCCAUGCUUCCCGAGCGGGAAUACGAGAGGCCCAAGCCGAGCAACGGGGUCCUGCGGCACCCGCUGGAUGGGGAGAGCAGCACGACCUGCUUCCAGCAGCUGCGAGUGAUCCCCAAAGUAACUAAGCACUUGCUCUCCAAUCCCGUCUUCACCUGUAUCAUCCUGGCAGCCUGCAUGGAGAUCGCGGUGGUGGCUGGAUUCGCCGCCUUCCUUGGAAAGUACUUGGAGCAGCAGUUCAACCUCACCACCUCAUCUGCCAACCAGCUCCUGGGGAUGACAGCAAUCCCAUGUGCGUGUCUGGGCAUAUUCCUGGGUGGCCUCUUGGUGAAGAAGCUCAGCCUGUCUGCUCUGGGAGCCAUCAGGAUGGCCAUGCUGGUGAACCUGGUGUCCACAGCUUGCUACGUGUCUUUCCUGUUCCUGGGAUGUGACACAGGGCCUGUGGCAGGGGUUACUGUUCCCUAUGGAAACAACUCAACUCCAACCUCAUCUCUGGACCCAUAUUCCCCCUGCAAUAACAACUGUGAAUGCCAAACUGAUUCCUUCACUCCAGUCUGUGGGGCAGAUGGGGUCACAUACUUAUCUGCCUGCUUUGCUGGCUGCAGCAGCACGAACCUCAGUGGCUGUUCGUGCCUCACCUCGGUCCCUGCCGAAAAUGCCACCGUGGUUCCUGGCAAAUGCCCCAGCCCCGGCUGCGAAGAGGCCUUCCUGACAUUCCUCUGCGUGAUGUGUGUUUGCAGUAUGAUCGGGGCCAUGGCCCAGACGCCGUCAGUCAUCAUCCUCAUCAGAACCGUGAGCCCCGAACUCAAAUCUUACGCUCUGGGGGUGCUUUUCCUACUGCUCCGGUUGCUGGGUUUUAUCCCACCUCCGCUGAUCUUUGGGGCUGGAAUUGACUCCACGUGUCUGUUCUGGAGCACGUUCUGCGGCGAGCAAGGAGCCUGCGCCCUGUACGACAACGUGGUCUAUAGAUACCUGUAUGUUAGCAUUGCUAUAGCCCUGAAGUCUUUUGCAUUCAUCUUAUACACAACCACCUGGCAGUGCUUGAGGAAAAACUAUAAAAGAUACAUCAAGAACCACGAAGGUGGUCUCAGCACUAGUGAGUUUUUUGCCUCUACUCUCACCCUAGACAAUCUGGGGCGGGACUCGGUGCCCCAAAGUCAACCACAUAGGACAAAAUUUAUCUAUAACCUUGAAGAUCAUGAGUGGUGUGAAAACAUGGAGUCUGUUUUAUAGUGACUGUGGAGGGGUGAACUAUAUUAAUAAUACAAGGGUCCUUUUUAAUAAAAACAAGGAGAGAGCACGAAUGAAGAUACACAACUGCAGAACAACAACGGCAACACAGGAAACUUUUGUCUUUUUCUCAAAGUCAGACCCAGCCAUGAUUCUUGAGAACAGCAUCUUCUAAUGGGAUCACUUGUGACAUCCUGCAGGGUGAUGGAGAAAGCAGGGAGCCAUUUGUGGCUGGGUACCAGCCCCCUUGAUGACAGUACGAGCUCCCAAGGAGGGCAUCUGCAGAAGUUCACUGGAGAGCUCAGCACACGGACAGGCUUGGGCACGAGGCAUAGAGAAAGCGAGGUGAUAAUGGCAAUAGGUGUUUGCGUUUGAAAACGGGGUCCUGGGGUAGUGUGGAGCACCCACAGCAUGGGCUGGAGGGUUGGCCAGUCUGGGUGCUGCUGCUCAAACCUGCUGUGCUCUGCAGUGGCAAAGAGGGAGCGAUGCUGGAGUCGUUCCACCAGUCACACUCUGUCACCAGCCACGAGUCCACGAUAAAUACCUUGAAAGCUGCUGGAAACCUUCCCGGUGGCGAGCAAUGCUGUCAGGGGUAUCCAAGUCCUUCCAGCCCAGGCUUAUUCGCAGAUUGCAGCUCUGUGGCUGUCUGUGAAUAGCUGCGCUCAGAUCUCAAACCCAGUAGAGUUCAAGACAUUUGCUCACACUUGCCAAAUGUGCUGUCAUUUUUAAAGGGGGACGAGUUCCAAAUACUUAUCUGUGUAGUCCCCUAAUAAGAUGUUUUUUAAAAUUAUUUUCAGAUCUAUGUUAACCCUUAAAUCACUGACACUUUUCCAUAAGGAGGAUUUAUUUAUGCUAGUUUGGGGAAGGAUCCUGUUUAAUUCACCCAAACGUAAUGUGACUCAAGGGGUUUGUUUAAUCCUCUGCGUUUUUUAUCCAUACGCCUUCAUUCUAAUAUGCUACCAAGCCAAUGAAGACACAUAAUAUGUUUUUAAAUAAGAGAACGAAUGCACUGUGUCUCUAUAAAAACAAUUGUCAGUUGGAAAAUUAUAGCUAAUAUGAUGAUUUACAUAAUAUAGUUUUUUUCAUAUUCUAUGUGACUCAGUGAAUACAUAUAUAUGUGGAGAGGCUGUUUAUGUUCUCUCCGGUUUUUAAAGAUAUAUAUAUAUAUAAUUUGCAAUCUA